AUGAGGGUACAAGACCAUUCAAUGUACUUCAAUUAUUUCCAAAUGCUUCCUUCGACAUUCGAUGAUUUGCUUGGACUUGUAGGCCCAUCUUUGGUCAGAAAGACAACAAACUUAGGGAAGCUGUUGCCUCCACAGUUAAGAAUGGCAGUAGCUUCACGAUACCUGGCAACUGGAGAAUCUCAAGCUUCACUUUCAUUCAAUUACAGAAUCGGGAGGUCUACAGUAUGCCAAAUACUUGACGAGGUGCCAGAAAAAAUUUUGGAAGCACUGAGCCCUCUUUCUGUGGCCCAACCAAACACUCCUGAAAACUGGAAACGCCUGGCUGACGACUUUUGGAAUUUGUGGGGUUUUCCUUUGUUUUUGGGGGCUUUAGAUGGCAAGCACUGCGUAAUUAACUGUCCUCCAAACUCAGGCAGUGCUUUCUUUAACUAUCAAGGUACAUUCAGUAUAGUAUUUAUGGCAGUGGUUGAUGGGAGUUAUAUGUUCACAUUCGUUGACAUUGGUGACUUUGGACGUCAAUGUGACUCUAGCGUCUUCAAUAAUUCUCCUUUUGGUGAAUCUUUGAAUAAAGGACGCUUGAAUAUUCCAGUUCAUGGUCACUUGCCAAACACUGAUACAAAAGUAUUGUUUUAUUUGAGAGCUUUUCCUCUCAAAGAUAAUUUACUGCGUCUUUAA
Messenger RNA from Rhopilema esculentum, 675 nucleotides. Lineage: Eukaryota; Metazoa; Cnidaria; Scyphozoa; Rhizostomeae; Rhizostomatidae. The record is from RefSeq and is a predicted model, not a curated record.